Molecule: messenger RNA, 1082 nt
Organism: Ictalurus punctatus (channel catfish)
Lineage: Eukaryota; Metazoa; Chordata; Actinopteri; Siluriformes; Ictaluridae
Product: histone H2B
Exons: 1
Coding region: 249-623 (124 amino acids)
Cellular component (GO): nucleosome
Molecular function (GO): structural constituent of chromatin; DNA binding; protein heterodimerization activity
Source: RefSeq, a predicted model, not a curated record
AGUGCACGUUGUCCUGAAAGUACAAGGGCGGGAAGGGAAACAAAGCGUAGCGGAGGACGAGAAGGAGGUAUGGAAGGAGGGAGGAAGCAGAGUGCAGUAGGAGGCGCCAUGCAGGAAGAGGUAUCGAAUUUUGGCCAAUCAAAAAAAAGGUGUCUUGUCUGUUCGUCAUUAACAUGUGGGUCUGUAAAUAGAGCGGGCGCGAGGCGGGCGCCAGUCAUUUUCUGUUCGUUUAUUCGAGAAGUAGCAUCAUGCCCGAUCCAGCCAAGACCGCGGCCAAGAAGGGAUCAAAGAAAGCCGUGACCAAGACGGCCGGCAAAGGAGGCAAGAAGCGCAGAAAGUCCCGGAAGGAGAGCUACGCCAUCUACGUGUACAAGGUCUUGAAGCAGGUGCACCCUGACACCGGUAUCUCAUCCAAGGCCAUGGGCAUCAUGAAUUCCUUCGUGAAUGAUAUUUUUGAGCGCAUCGCCGGUGAGUCUUCUCGUCUGGCUCAUUACAACAAGCGCUCCACCAUCACCUCCAGGGAGAUCCAGACCGCCGUGCGCCUGUUGCUUCCCGGCGAGCUGGCCAAGCACGCCGUGUCCGAGGGCACAAAGGCCGUCACCAAGUACACCAGCUCUAAGUAAAGCGCGUUACGUCUUUAUCAACCCAACGGCUCUUUUAAGAGCCACCCACUUUUCAUACAAAGAGUAAUUUUCUCUCUUUCGUUUUCUCUCUCGCUGUGUGUGUGAGAGGGGGAGGGGGACUUCUGAAGCGCUGCACUCCCGCGGAUGUUCAGGCUUUUGGGUAAUUCUAGCAGUCUGCUAAAUGCAGAGAUGAGUAAAUCUAAACAGGGUUAUAGCACGGUUUCGGGGGUUGUAUAAUCUGAGCAAUGCAAAAUGGGACUUUAGCAGCACAAAGUUAUUCGUAUUAAGAUUGUAGCAACAGGAAGUAGUUGAAAAUGGUUUUCUACUAGCACAUAAUCAUUCUACAUCAGGGGUGCCCAAACUUUUUCCUGUGAAGGGCCAAAAAUCAAACUUGAUUGAGGGCUGUGGGCCAAAAAUAAAUGUUGCAUUAUACCAAACUGUAUUAUAUUAAAAUUAAAG